GUUAUCCAUGCGGUUAGAGGGACUCAAGUUUGCUUGAGCGCUUACAAUACAAGUGCCAUAAAUUUACCUUUUCCCAACAACAAUAUGUGCAGAAGUUCAUAUAAACUGGAGUGAGAAGACAAUUCUCGGGGAAUAAAAUGUGGACUUUGUGGUGAUUUCUCAUUGAUGUUUGUUCUUUCAGAGUUUAGAGAAAACUCUUGGAGUUGGAACAACCUGUUGAUUGUUGGUAACACAACUGGAUGGGAACAAUGAUCUCGCCGACGACAACCAAGAAGUGUCACGAGUGUGAGGUGACACGGUUUUCUCAGCCAGCUGGGUCGGGGCCGAUGAGACCAUGUCUGAGUUGCUCGGUGUCUGUAGACAUGGAGGAGGGUUACCGUGAUAAUUUGGCGCUACCUUGGUCCCAGAGUUUCAGUGGCCCAACCAAGACCAAGAACAAGCCGGAAUGCCUGAUGCGCCAAAAGUCCCUCCAGAAAAUCAUCCACCAGGUGAACAUGUUUAAGAAAAGGAAACUGAAGCGGCUUGUGGACAAACACGGCACCUGUAAUGUUGUGCAGAACACUAAGGCGUCUUACACCAUUAAUUUCAUCAACGACCUGUUCACGACCAUCGUUGACUUACGAUGGCGGAUGUUGCUCCUGUUUUUCAGUCUGGCUUAUCUUGUCGGCUGGGCGGGAUUCAGCGGUCUUUGGUACUGUCUAGCCUGGUUGCAUGGCGACUUAGGAUAUCUCAGCCACGAUGACGUGGAGUUCGUGCCUUGCGUGGCCAACGUGGACAGCUAUGUUGGCGCAUUCUUGUUUUCCAUUGAGACGCAGACGACCAUUGGUUACGGUUACCGUUCCGUCACCGAGGAAUGCUGGCUGGGACCUACCUUGGUCGUCAUCCAGUCAGUUUUCAGUGCGUUGGUCGACGCCAUCCUCGUCGGUUGCAUAUUCGUCAAAAUCGCCCGUCCUAAAAAGCGCGCAGCUACCAUCAAGUUCAGCCACAAUGCUGUGAUCGCCAAGAGAGACGGCAAACUCUGCCUCAUGUUCCGCGUCGCCGAUAUACGGAACAGUCACCUCUUUGGCACGGUGAUUCGUGCCAAACUGGUUCGACCGCGCAUCACCCAGGAGGAGGAAUGCAUCCCUCUUCAGAGUUAUCCCAUAGACGUUGGCGCGUCAACAGGCGAGGAUAACCUCCUUCUAGUCUGGCCUCUCAUCAUUUGUCACGUCAUAGACGAAAAGAGCCCCAUGUACAAGUACUCUUACUACGACCUGUUGGAGAACUCGUUUGAAAUCGUCAUCUGUCUUGAGGGCAUCGUGGAGCAGACUGGGCUACUCACUCAGGUGCGAAGCUCCUACCUCCCGUCAGAGAUCAAGUGGGGCCAUCGAUUCAGCAGCCACGUUGUGUCCAUGGCGGACACAGAUGACAAGCUUAGCGUGGACUACUCGAAGUUCAACGCCACCUAUCCCGUGAGCGACACACCAAAAUGCAGUGCGUAUGAGCUUGACGUAAUGAAGAAAACUGGGAAGUCCUUUCAGCCAAUGAUGGCGAACGGAAAUGCCGGUGGGAGGCAGAGGAGGAACGACAAAGGUAACACCGGAGUAUCCGAGGAAAGAGGGUUUUACCAAGAGCCAUCUGAUGAUGAUGAAGAAGGGGAGAAAUACACAGACAAGGAGGAGGAACAUUCACCGAUGCACAAUGAAGAAACGAUGAGAUUUGUGUAUGUCAAUGAAAUAGCAUCACCUAUUACUACACCAACGAUAGCAGGAGUGAAUAGCUGGGACUUCAUGGAAUCUAAUAUCUGAUGUGGUUUCCAUGGUAAAUAUUCUCUACGCAAAUAUAUGCUUGUAUUUUUAGGGGGGGGGGGCUGUACAUAAAUCCUUGUCUAUUUGGUCUGCAUAUAUCAUUUAAUCCACAGAGAAUCUAUGCAACUUUGACCCUUUUCAUCCAAUUGGAGACAGGGUCC
Patiria miniata (bat star) is the source of this 1948-nucleotide messenger RNA. Its product is annotated as G protein-activated inward rectifier potassium channel 3-like. Gene Ontology annotation, cellular component: plasma membrane. The record is from RefSeq and is a predicted model, not a curated record. Gene Ontology annotation, molecular function: inward rectifier potassium channel activity. Lineage: Eukaryota; Metazoa; Echinodermata; Asteroidea; Valvatida; Asterinidae. Bases 240 to 1787 code for a protein of 515 amino acids. The transcript has a single exon. Gene Ontology annotation, biological process: regulation of monoatomic ion transmembrane transport; potassium ion import across plasma membrane.